GAUUUUACAUGUUAUCGAACUAUAAUACUCAAUCUAAAUCUUUUAAAACAUUGGAUUUGAUACGUAUAAGAGGUAUACCUUCAUAUCUAAUCCUAAUGGUGAUCUAUGUGUUAUGUGCAGGAUUUUGAAUUUACAAAAGCUAUUUUAAAGAAGGUAAACAAAACGGUUGUAAAUAAUGAAUCAGUUACAAUCAAUCAACAACGACAAUGUCAGGGGACGAUUCAUUCAUCAAGAAUGUCACAAUAACACGUUCUGAUGCUGCAAAUUCUCAGAAUAGGCCACUUCAGGUUUCUCAGAAUCAACAAUUCGCAAUUAACACUACAACUCAUUUGACUAUCUUUGAGCCAAAGUUACCAUCACUUAAUCAGGGUAUUACAGCCAUAAAAAAUGUUAGAAUACUAAAUCCAAAGGAUUUGUUUCAAAUAGUUAAUAUUUUGACAUCAGAGUUAAAAGAAUUUUUGCCCAUUAAGAAUUUUUCAGUAUUAACCUUUGAUAAUCUUGACGAGCCAUUUACUUUGGCAAAUAUUGAUGAUCCAAUAGUCAUACAACAUCAAUGGUCCCCCAAUAGCUGUAAUACUAGAGAUAACUACUUGGGGGUGCUAUUCAAUACAGGUGAAAUGUUAAUUUUACAGCGUCAAACUCUGAAUGUUGAUAAAUACAUGGUGAAAUUUAAUCUUUUCGAAAGAUUGGUUGAUCAGUUUAAUUUGGGAGUUGAUAAUGAUAAGAACUACGUUAUUCCAUCGUCUGAUAUCUUUUUAUCGUUGAAAAUAAAGACCUUUGCCUUCUCUGAGAUUGAUUCUACUUUGUGGUUAAGUCUUAUCAAUGCUAAUGGUGACAUAUAUUUGUAUGCAGAGGAAAAUGAUUCGCUUGAGCUUAAAUAUGAGAUUCAUAGUGGAUUGGAUUUGGUUAAACAGGAUUGGUCAAAUUGGAAAGUGGAAGGAGAUAAAUUGCGUUCAAGUCAUCUAUCUGUAAUAGCAUCCGAUAAUAGUGUUUAUUAUUACGAUUUUGAAUACGAUUCUGAUUCGAAGAAGAUAAAAUCUUCAGAUGUGAAAAACGUAUCUGGUACAACCAGAUUUAAGAAUUCUCAAAACAAAUGGCUUGAAUCAUCUAAUAGGUUGUAUUUACUUAAUGCAUUUACAGGAUAUAUUCAAGUCACUGAUAUCAAAACUUCGACUACUAUAAAGCAGAAACUAGAAAGUGCGUCCACUGUAUCUGGUAUAGUGAGUCAUAUUUAUAGUGGUAGCAUCAGAAUAAUCAUAUCAUACGAAUUAGGUUCUUUUGAAUCUUUUGACUUUGGUUUGCUAACGUCACAAAUUUCAAAAGUACUGGUAGAUAAGGCAAUUACUACUUAUGUGGGAAAAAGCUUACAAUCAUUCCAAUUAUUUAAUGCUUCUGCUGAAGACACUGGUAAUGAUGACACUGCUGCUGUUAAAAAAGAAGAUGAUUCAGUGGCUAAUAAAAACCCAAACGAUACAUUCAGGCUUUAUUUGGAUCCUAAUAUUGAAGGACAAUUUGUAAUAUACGGUAUGGAAACUAUAGGUGAGGGGGUCUUGGCACUAUUGUAUAAAAUAAUUCCCAAGAAUGUAUUAUAUUACCAAACUGAAUCUCAGGGGGAAGUUGAAGUUGCAUUCAUAAAGCUUGAAGACUAUCAAGCUAGUUCAGUAAGCUUAUUGACGUCAAGAACUCCUUUGAGCUAUAUCAUAGAGUUAUGGAUUAGCAAAUAUAAUGAUAUUCCAUUAUUGAUUACUCCUAGAACAGGAGCUGAAAUUGACUCAAUGGAAGCUAAGAUUGCAAGUAUUCACAAGUACAUACAGGAUAUUAAAGAUUUCAAACAGAAUAACUUUCUUGAUAUUACAUAUGAAAGUAAAUAUGAAGGGCCACUCCAAGGUAAUAUUGAAUUGGACUUACCACUGAAUUUAUUAAAGUAUUUCAAUAAUAAUGAAGAUAUGUUUAAACAUCAGCUACUUCUAAAUUUCGAUAGAAUUAUCCAUAACUCAUUGAUCACAAUAGAAGCUAUUGAUGAGACUUUAGAGAAGUAUAUAAAUACAAUUGUCCGUGAAAUAGAUCAAAUUGAAACAAGAAUGAAGCUCCAUUUACUGAAAAUUGUGCUUGAGUUCUUGGAUUCCACUGCUGUUCGACAAUUUACUGAAGCUGAAAAGUUUUUCAUAUUACAACAUCAUUAUCAUCUAAGUUGGGAAGUACAUAAUGACGUUCUAAAGAAGAAAAAUAUUGAUGAAGCAAAGAUUACAAUAAAGACAAAAUUCUUUGAAGAAACGUUUGAACUUAAUGGAAUGGAUACGUAUGACCAAACUUUUCCAAAGCUCAUUACAUCUAGUACUAACCAUGAAUGGUCUAUAUGUCAAUUAACUGGAUUUCCUUUAUUACAAUUGAAUAAUCGAAGAGAUGAAUUAGGACAAAUUAACUACAUAUUGAAUAAUUUCAGUAAAGACGAUAUAAUCAUCAAUGAUGUAUUAACAACUAUACAAUUUUGUUAUAUAACGGGAAAUAGAACUUUUAAACUACAAUGAAGAUGCUGUUAUUUAUGAAUGGAUCAUCCUUCCAGAAACUACUACUAAUAGAUUUAUCCCAUACUAGUUGAGUUGAUGACCAUCUGAUUAAUUUUGAUGUUGAUGAAGGAGGAGAAUCAGUUAUUUUGGUUAAUAAAUAAGCCAUAUUUAAUUGAGCUAAAACAUACCAUACGAUAAUGAAUUGAGGAAAGUAUGACAUUAAUAAAUAGUUAACAAGACCAAACCCAAAUAAAACUCCUUGUCUUGAGUUUAACCAUUGUUCUUUUUCAAUAGAUGAAUAAUUAAAUCUUUGGAAAUAAGGAUUCAAUAAAUCUAUAGUUAAGUUUGAAGUUGAAUAAAAUGUAGUUAAUACUACAAAAGUGUAAUCUAAAGGAAAUAAAAAGUUUAAUGAUGCAGUUAAAAGAAUGGAAAAUAAUGUACCUAAUUUAU
Molecule: messenger RNA, 2957 nt
Organism: Scheffersomyces coipomensis
Lineage: Eukaryota; Fungi; Ascomycota; Pichiomycetes; Serinales; Debaryomycetaceae
Exons: 1
Coding region: 207-2528 (773 amino acids)
Source: RefSeq, a predicted model, not a curated record